Molecule: messenger RNA, 2448 nt
Organism: Sparassis crispa
Lineage: Eukaryota; Fungi; Basidiomycota; Agaricomycetes; Polyporales; Sparassidaceae
Product: Calpain-like protease palB/RIM13
Exons: 22
Coding region: 1-2448 (815 amino acids)
Biological process (GO): proteolysis
Molecular function (GO): calcium-dependent cysteine-type endopeptidase activity
Source: RefSeq, a predicted model, not a curated record
AUGAGCUCCAAGCGAAGUGGAAUGGCUCUCCAGGACGCCGAGGGAACGUAUGCCAAAGCCGCCAAGGCCGAACUCGAAAAAGAUCUCGAUCGAGCUUUCCGUCUUUACAUCAAGGCCGCCGAAGGCUUUCUAUACAUCAGCCAGUACGCAGCUGACUCCAGCUUGCGCACGACCUCCAGAAAUGAGGCUGCCAAAGCCUUGGAACGUGCAGAGAAGAUCAAGCUCAUCCGGCAAGAUCUCACUCCCGUCAUCAAGAACCAUUUUUCCGACCAGGAACAAAUACACGUUCUCAAGAAAUCCUCCACCGUCAACAAUAUUCGUCUGCCGCUUUGGGAUGAAGAUUGCCCGGACGACUUAUCGCAGCCCAAUUUCUCUCCUGACCAGCAGCAGCAUUCUGCAUCAUGGAGACGAAUAGGAGCUGGGACAAACGUUUAUUCUUCCUCGUUGCUCCUUCUUCCGCAAGACAUCAUUCAACACAUCAUAUCUGACUGCUCUGUCUGUGGCUCCAUUGCAAUUUGUAUCAACCAUCAUCGGCGGUUCAAUUCGAAGAUAGGAUUGUCAAGCUUCUAUCCACAAGCACCUGAAGGCGUACCACGUCACUCAGAUGCAGGGUAUUAUUGGCUCCGAGUGUACUUCAAUGGCGCCCUUCGACGUGUCAAAGUAGAUGAUCAAUUGCCAAUGUAUCCAGACGGCACUCUCAUGUGUAUGUCGACGGGCGAUAAGCUCCAAUUAUGGCCACUACUCGUGGAGAAGGCCUACAUGAAAUUAAUGGGUGGAUAUGACUUCCCUGGGUCAAAUUCAAGCUUCGACUUGCACGCAUUAGCGGGCUGGAUACCAGAUCAUGUAGACUUGAGAAGCCCGUUCCAUCAACGAGAAAAAACAUGGUCCCGCGUACUAGCUGGAUUUGCUCGAGGACACUGUAUUUUCACUGUAGGCACAGGGACAAGACUUGUUGUUCCGAAAUGGUCAUCGUUCACCUUGUUACCGGCUCAUUGUUACGCAGUUAUCGACAUGCAAGACUCAGACGGUGAUCGAACGCUGACUGUUCUCGACUCGUGGGUUCAGUCUCAACGGACUAUAAACGACCCGGAGAAAUCGGACAACAGAGUCUCAGAAUCGCACACCCAACACGAUCAGCCACGAACCUUGAACAUCUCAUGGGAUGCGAUACAUGAUAUCUUCGACGGUAUUUACCUCAGUUGGGAUCCUGGGAUAUUUCGUCAUCAGUUAUUCUUCCAUGGUAUGUGGAAAUCGAACAUUCCAGGGUACGCACAUAGGGUCGCACAUUUUCCAUUGCGAUUGCGUACGCAGCAAGGUCGUAGCAUACAAGGUAGCCGCGAUGUCUGGAUCUUGCUCAGCCGCCAUGUUACGGACAUCAGUCGAAAGUCGGAGUACAUAGCUCUACUCGUCACCAGCGGAAACGAGACAACUCCCGCUCUAGAGAAUCCCAGUAUAUCGAAACUUCAGGGCGAAUAUUCCACUGGAAUGCACGUUCUCGUGAAAACGCAACUUAGUACUUCGACCACCAUACUCUCCCUUGUUGCCUCAUAUGAUGGCGACUUUGAGGACGUUGGCUUCACCGUUACCGCGUACUCUAAUGUUGCUCUGUCAUGGAUCGAAGACUCCUCGAACGCACCGUAUAGCAAGCAGAUCGAUGGUGCAUUCACGACCAAGUGCGCUGGAGGAAAUUACAGCUAUCAGACGUUCCUCACCAAUCCUCAGUACCAUCUGCGAAUACACUCCACCGAAGAGUCGUCCGUUGGCCCUAUUGGGAGUUCUAAGGCGCGGAUAUCGGUGGUCCUCCAAGCAUGCCGGAAGCUACCCAUGAAUGCCACUCUCGUUUGGUCUCAGGGAGAUCGAGUGACCGAGUUUGGACGCAACGAUGUCGCACUUUCUUCUGGCCCAUACAGUUACGGCUACGCACAGGGAACUAGCGAUUUGCCUGUGGGUGAUUAUACUCUGAUCGUGUCUACAUUCGAGCCGCAGCAGCUGGGAAAAUUUUCAUUGAAAGUCGAAAGCUCUCACCGUAUAGAGCUCACUCCAAUUCCGCAAGAGGGUGCUGGGAUGUUCAACAAAGUUAUCCAUGGCGCGUGGACUGUCGAAACAGCAGCAGGUAGUCCGAGCUUCAAUCAGUACUCGUCAAAUCCCAAGUAUGAGAUCAAGCUGGAGACAUCGAGCCAACUCAAGAUCCGUCUUCAACUGGACAAACUUUCUUCGACCACUUCCGCGAAUAUCACCCUCUUCCGCUCAACGGAGCAGUUGCCGAUGAGCGUACUUGUUGCUACAUCGGGACCAUACUCAGACGCAGUCUCUGGAGUCGUUACUCCGCAGAUGAAGCUCCAGCCUGGGACGUAUCUUGCCGUUCCAUCCACAUACAACCCAGGGAUAGAAGGGUCAUUCACAUUGAACAUCUACAGUACGAGUGCAGUGAAGGUCACACCGGGAUGA